Molecule: messenger RNA, 438 nt
Organism: Rhipicephalus sanguineus (brown dog tick)
Lineage: Eukaryota; Metazoa; Arthropoda; Arachnida; Ixodida; Ixodidae
Product: cystine/glutamate transporter-like
Exons: 2
Coding region: 1-438 (145 amino acids)
Biological process (GO): amino acid transmembrane transport
Cellular component (GO): membrane
Molecular function (GO): L-amino acid transmembrane transporter activity
Source: RefSeq, a predicted model, not a curated record
AUGCCCUUGAUCAUCGCGCUGACCGUGUUCGGGACGACGUGCGUCGAGGUGCUCGUUGCAUCGAGAAUCUUCUUCGCGGCCAGCAGACAGGGUCACCUAGCUCGCGUCAUGUCCUACGUGCACGUGGACAGAUCCGUACCGCUUGCAGCCGUCGCGGCUCGCUGCCUGAUAUCCGUGGCCUUCGCCCUCGUCGGCUCUGUCCACUUCCUGAUACAGGCGUGUAUCCUGCUGAGCAACGUCAGGGAAGCAGCGAGCGUCGUGACUCUGUUCCUCCUGAGUCGCUCUAUGCCGGACGCGCCGAGGCCUCACCGUGUACCCAUCGUCGUUGCCGUGUUGAGGCUCGUCGUUUGCUUUGCUCUGGCUACCGUGACCCUAGUCCAGGCCCGACAAUCGCACUGGUGCCGAGAAUACAAUGUCGACACCGGCUUCCCGGCCUAA